AUGCUGUCCCUUCCAUUCAUCACCCCGCGCGAUUCCCAUGAACUAUGGUUUGGAUUUCCCCAGCCAUACCGCGCAUCGACCGAAUCAGGCCCCGACAAUGCCACCAGCCACUCCUCCCGCCGUAACAAUGGCACAUCCAGCAACCAUCGCACAUUCAUGCCAUCCCGCUCACCGGGGAAUACACUCGCCGCACUAGUCGCAGAGGAACGGUCACUACGAGCCCGGAAACAGAAUAUCGCUUCCUUUGGAUACUCGUGGAUCCGGCCGGCGGGAUGUGCGAAGACAAUGCUCGGCAUGAAAGAGGAGGAGGCGGAGCGUGAAGAGGCACUUCAGGCUGCGGCGGCGGAAAUGGAUGCUGUUGAGGGGGAGGGUAUUAUGGAUGAUGAUACGGGGAUGCAGAGGGCGGAUGGGGGGGAGGAGGAUGAGGGGAUGGAGCGUGAUUUGGAUGAUGAUAUCCCCGAUGCAGAUGUGGAUGCCGAGGAGUCCCGACUCAUCGAGGAAGGGGAGGAAGGGCUCGAGGAGGAUGAUACUGGUGAUAAUGAGGGGUAUAUGGAAAGGGACUUGGAUGAUGAUAUUCCUGAAGGGUUUCCUGACGAUGACUACGAGGGUUCUGGGUUUUAUGAUGACGAUGAUGAGAAUGAGGACUUCGAUAAUCAACCUGAUCUUGAUGCGGAGGUUCCUGCUGCUGAUGGUGAUAUGAGUGAGGGCAUGACGCGUGACUUGGAUGAUGAUAUCCCUGAUGCGGCGGAGGGGUCGGAGCAGGAAGGUGAAUGGCAGCAUACGGAUAGUGAGGAGGAUCUGAGUGACGAGGAUGAUGACGAGCCCAGCAUCAUUCAGUCUCGAUUGGAGAACUUCCGCACUAGCACACCGAACAGUCGUGGUGGCUUGCCGCCCCCACCGUCUAUUCGUCGUCAGCCUGAAACUGAAGCCCAGCGCCGGUUUCUGCAGCGAUGGAGUGGCGGAGGCGACGCCCUUGAUUCGAGCAGUAUGCUUUAUGACGACGAGGAUCUGGGCGCCUCUAUCACGAGCCAGGCCAGUCGACGCAGCGGGUUUGCGAGACGCUUCCCUCGGCACAUUGGCCGUCCUAGGGAUAGCCUGGAAUAG
Messenger RNA from Penicillium antarcticum, 1104 nucleotides. RefSeq lists its product as uncharacterized. Lineage: Eukaryota; Fungi; Ascomycota; Eurotiomycetes; Eurotiales; Aspergillaceae. The coding region runs from base 1 to 1104 and encodes 367 amino acids. Gene Ontology annotation, cellular component: anaphase-promoting complex. Gene Ontology annotation, biological process: anaphase-promoting complex-dependent catabolic process. The transcript has 2 exons. The record is from RefSeq and is a predicted model, not a curated record.